GAUAUUCUGCGUCCUUGCUUGCUUGCAUAGCCCUGGCCUGACUUGAAUGCUAGUGAGUUGUAGAUCCUCCUUGGGGUUAGAUGUAGAUUGUUCCCAUCUAGGUACAUAUGUAGGUAGUUUUAAACCAUGUGAAUUCAUCCGAUUUGAAUCUGCCAAAAGUGGCAGGUGGGGGAGAUCUGUACCCCACCUUCUAAGUACUAUCUACACUGCCUAGUUACGUGGGUACUUGCCCAAUUUACCUGACCCAGCUCUCGUUUGAAGUGUUUCUACCCUACCAAACCUGAGACGAGACGCAAAACACCAACAUUCCUCUCGCCAAGCUACCAACCAGACUUCCUCCUAGCCAAAGCAAGCCGUGCGAUUCGCGGACUCUCAACCAAGCUACAAACUACACAUAGCGUUAUUUCAUUCGAGCAUAAUAACCCGUCGUCGCUUUCUUCGAGCAUACUUCUUGCGAGCAACCGUUCUGGUGUCCAGCAACCAGUGGCACCAUGUCUGGCUGGUACAGUAACAUCGUCGGUGCUACGACAUCCAAGAUAUCGAAUCUCCAAAGAUCAUAUUUCAGCGGAGAAGCCGAUGGCGAUACCGAAGACGACACGCAUGUUUGCAGAGUCCUGCGAUCGUACUACACUGAGAAGGGGAAACCGUUUCCCGGAUGGCUACCGCCAGAUCCUAAGGCACCGCCACCCGCCACCGCUGUUUACUCACAACCGUCACAAGUAGGCUCGCGGUACGGCGGGCUUGGCCAACAACAACCGGGUGGUAGCCUGAGCUCACUGUGGGAUAACAACCCUGUCUCGCAACAGUCGCAAGAAACGCAAAGCUUACGGAGAGGGAGGGGAGGACCUUCUGCCAUGCGAAACAGCGAUGCUAGGGAUAGUCCUUUUCGCAACUCAGACCCUAUGGCCGGGAGCGAUGCACAAGCACGGCCAUUGCCAUCGCAACGGGCAGGAAGCUAUCAGACUCAAGGGGGCUUUGGCAUUUCCGCAACACCACCUGCCGGUUCAAGCGGCGGCUCGGCGCAGGACCGGCUUAAGCAACGCCUGUUUGGAGGUUCUAGAACAACGAGCCCAGCAAAUAAUGGCCCCUUCAGCGCGCCACCGCAACGGGGAGGAGGCAAUGGCUCGGGCGAUUACGAAGAUAGGUUUGCGCCUGGAGGCAUGUAUGAUGCUAGAUCCAACCGAGGUGGAGGUGGAGGUGAUAGGCCAUACAUGAGUGCGAACUCUCCUUGGUCAAAUGAACCCGACCCUUCAAAUGCCGGUGGCGGACGACCAGGAGGCAGACGACCUGUUGGCCUCCCUAGCGGUCCGAAGAUGAGGUGAUGAUUUGGAUACCUAUUUAUCUACCUACUUAAUAGUACUGGGAAACCGGAUACUUCUCAGCACCCGUUGCAGUUGUUGUUUAGCGAUUUGAGGCGAAUAUAAUUCCCGUAAUCAGUCAUAUUCACCGGGUACAGGCAAAUUUGAGAGAUAGAGUCAUACUGGGAUGUGGCCUUCUGGAGUAUGAUCGUGCAAAACUAGUGCUCUACGCCUCUUUGCCUCUGACGCUGGCAUUUGUGCUGAAACUAGCUUGCUUUGUAUGCGAAGCUUGCUGUGACUAUCAUCAUUGCCAAGCCCCUUUCUUUACGGAAGCAUGUUUUGGUUAACCUAUGGUGUGAGAGUGGAUGUGAGUUUUGAGUGUUGCCUAAGCUAGCUUGCGCGUCUUGUACUUAACAGUCGUGUAGGUAUACGCCCAUUUAUCGAUGGUAGGUGAGCGGGCCGUGGUAUUCAAUGGCUUUGCCACAUAAGAAACAUCGCAUUUGUUUAAUAGGACGCGCCAUCACCCUACCUCCUCUCGAGUCUCUACUGCAGUAUGAAUCG
This is a messenger RNA of Xylaria bambusicola, 1859 nucleotides long. Its product is annotated as Sec1-binding region of Mso1-domain-containing protein. The record is from RefSeq and is a predicted model, not a curated record. NCBI's taxonomy places the organism in Eukaryota, Fungi, Ascomycota, Sordariomycetes, Xylariales, Xylariaceae. Bases 492 to 1322 code for a protein of 276 amino acids. The transcript has a single exon.